CCAGGUAGUGUGGCGAGGGUAGAUAAGCCCCCUAAUGAGGUGAAAACCCUCCCCUCCCCUGCAGUAUCCCCCCCAGCACCAACAACCGGAAUAAGGGAUGUCACGGCUGUUCCUCUUUGCGGCAAUGCUGAUUGUCUCCUGCAGCAUUGAAGUGUCUCCUGCUGAUUCUCUGGAUAAGCUGAAGGAGAGUUGGAAGUUAUACAUGGACGAGUGUGAGCGCAACAACAGCCGAGACCCGCCAAGCGCCGGUCUUGUGUGCAACAGGCUAUUUGACAAUUACGCCUGUUGGCCUGAUGGACUCCCCAACGCCACAGUCAGUGUGACGUGUCCAUGGUAUCUUCCGUGGCACAAUAAAGUACAUCAUGGCAUGGUUUAUCAGGAAUGUGAUGCAAGCGGCCAGUGGGCGACUAUGAAGAAUACCAGCGAGUGUGAUUCUAAUGAUCAAAGUCUGGGUAAGCGUCCCCGUCUCAACAAGGCCCACCUGCAAAAAAACAAAGCUAAUGGUGGGUCCUUUUGCAGUGACAAAAUCAUGGAGAGAAAUGUUUCUUCAACCACUGUCCAGACUCUACUCCCUCUUAACACCACUGCUGGCACCAAUGCCACAGCAGAACCCUUCAGUGUGUUUGACGGAUGCGACCAUCAGGUAGAGGGUAUUCUGUUUGAUCUGACCCUCCAGAGCAUCAACGUUAUUGUGGGAAUCCCAGCCAACUUACUUGUCAUUGCAAUCCUCAUCCGAAAUCGCAAAGAACCCACAACUUCAGACAUAUUCUUGGGCUGCCUGGCUUUCAUGGAUGCCUAUUUUAGUGCCACGCCCCCUCUCACCUUCCUUAACCUGUACUACUGGCAGAGCAAAGAAGUUUGGUUAGCCGUCAAGUUUUCUUAUGGUGUAAAAGACACUAGUGGGCCAUUGUUUCUAUCCUGUAUCUGCCUAGAUCGCUUUGUAGCUGUGAUCUUUCCAGUAAGGUUUGGGCAGUUUAAACCCAUCAUUUAUAGGUUAAGCCUCUCAUUGCUGGUAUUCUGCCUUACCUUUGCCUACUCUGCUGCCAAGACUGUGGGAGGCCUCCCCAACUUUGAAAAGGUGUUCACUGGUGAAAUGCUGGCAGCAUUUACUUGGAUGGUCUUGUGUAAUGUGAGCAUACUGUGGGCCCUGAAGAAAUCCAGCAGGGCAGGAGGGAAAGAUGAGAUGCACCCCAUGAAGAAGAAGGCCUUCAAGACAGUGCUGUCCAUCCUUUGUAUCAUUGUGUUUAACUACCUGCCACCUGUAGCACUGUUUCCUUUUGAAGACGUCUACUCCCCUGAUGUGUUCCGCUGCUACGUGCAGCCUGUGGGCUUCGCUUUCCUUAACAUCAGCAGCACCAUCCAGCCGCUUAUCUAUCUAUGUCGUCUGGACAAGGUGCCUUUCUUCUCAGACACCUGCCUGAAAAAUUGCUGUAUCUGUGUUAAUGCAAAGAACAACAAAACCCCAGCUACACAAAUCCCACCUGUUUAG
Molecule: messenger RNA, 1489 nt
Organism: Notothenia coriiceps (black rockcod)
Lineage: Eukaryota; Metazoa; Chordata; Actinopteri; Perciformes; Nototheniidae
Source: RefSeq, a predicted model, not a curated record